Messenger RNA from Ictidomys tridecemlineatus (thirteen-lined ground squirrel), 10789 nucleotides. The record is from RefSeq and is a predicted model, not a curated record. NCBI's taxonomy places the organism in Eukaryota, Metazoa, Chordata, Mammalia, Rodentia, Sciuridae.
GGCUGGUGGAGGAAGAUCCUGCAGAGGGUUGGGGUCUCCCCAAUUUCUGCGACCCCCAGUGGUUUCACACUGUCCUUCCAGCAAGACACUUUGGGCUUUUAUCACUUUGCCUACUGUUCUACCUGAAUUCCUCUUUUUGGUGUCCAGUUGCAGUCUAUUCCAGGAACUCAUUUAAUGCUUCAUUAUUACAACAAAUAUGUGAAAAUUCCUGUCAACUGUUGAGAAUUUUUUCCUUUGGAUAUUGUUUCCUCCAUUUACUGCAUAAAUUUCUUAGAAAAAAAAUUUUUUUUGGUGCCAUGUUCUGUGGCUUACAUCAAAAGAGGAGUUUGUCUUCAUGAAGAUUCCUAACAUUGGUAAUGUGAUGAAUAAAUUUGAGAUCCUUGGGGUUGUAGGUGAAGGAGCCUAUGGAGUUGUACUUAAAUGCAGACACAAGGAAACACAUGAAAUUGUGGCAAUCAAGAAAUUCAAGGACAGUGAAGAAAAUGAAGAAGUCAAGGAAACGACUUUGCGAGAGCUUAAAAUGCUUCGGACUCUCAAACAGGAAAACAUUGUGGAGCUGAAGGAAGCUUUUCGUCGGAGGGGGAAAUUAUACCUGGUGUUUGAAUAUGUUGAAAAAAAUAUGCUUGAGUUGCUGGAAGAAAUGCCAAAUGGGGUUCCACCUGAAAAAGUAAAAAGCUAUAUCUAUCAACUAAUCAAAGCUAUUCACUGGUGCCAUAAGAACGAUAUUGUCCAUAGAGAUAUAAAGCCAGAAAAUCUCUUAAUCAGCCACAAUGAUGUUCUGAAACUAUGCGACUUUGGUUUUGCUCGGAAUCUAUCAGAGGGCAACAAUGCUAAUUACACAGAGUAUGUGGCCACCAGGUGGUAUCGAUCCCCAGAACUGUUACUUGGAGCUCCCUAUGGGAAGUCUGUAGACAUGUGGUCAGUGGGCUGUAUUCUUGGGGAACUUAGUGACGGACAGCCCUUAUUUCCUGGAGAAAGCGAAAUUGACCAACUUUUUACUAUUCAGAAGGUGCUAGGACCACUUCCAUCUGAGCAGAUGAAGCUCUUCUAUAGUAAUCCUCGCUUCCACGGUCUCCGGUUUCCGGCUGUGAACCACCCUCAAUCAUUGGAGAGAAGAUAUCUUGGAAUUUUAAAUAGUGUUUUACUUGACCUAAUGAAGAAUUUACUGAAGUUGGACCCAGCCGACAGAUACUUGACAGAACAGUGUUUGAAUCACCCUACAUUUCAAACCCAGAGACUUUUGGAUCGGUCCCCUUCAAGGUCAGCCAAAAGGAAACCUUAUCAUGUGGAAAGCAGCACGUUGUCUAAUAGAAACCAAGCCAGCAAAGGUGCUGCUUUACAGUCUCACCAUAGAUCCAACAGCAAGGACAUUCAGAACUUAAGUGUGGGUCUACCCCGGGCUGACGAAGGCCUUCCUGCCAAUGAAAGCUUCCUGAAUGGAAACCUUGCUGGAGCUACUCUUAGUCCGAUGCACACCAAAACCUACCAAGCAAGCACCCAGCCUGGGUCUGCCAGCAAAGAUCUCACCAACAACAACAUACCACAUCUUCUCAGUCCAAAAGAAGCCAAGUCCAAAACAGAGUUUGACUUUAAUAUUGAUCCGAAGCCUUCAGAAGGCCCAGGCACAAAGUACCUCAAGUCCAGCAGCAGAUCUCAACAGAACCGGCACUCAUUCAUGGAAAGCUCUCAGAGCAAAGCCGGGACACUGCAGCCUAGUGAAAAGCAGAGUCGGCACAGCUACAUUGACACCAUUCCCCAGUCCUCCAGGAGUCCCUCCUACAGGACCAAGGCCAAAAGCCAUGGGGCAUUGAGUGACUCCAAAUCUGUGAGCAACCUUUCUGAAACCAGGGCUCAAAUCACAGAUACCAAUACCAGUAGGUACUUCCCAUCCAGCUGUUUGGACUUGAACUCUCCCACCAGCCCAACUCCCACCAGGCACAGUGACACGAGAACUUUACUCAGCCCUUCAGGGAGAAAUAAUCGAAAUGAGGGCACUCUGGACUCACGCAGAACCACAACUAGGCAUUCCAAAACAAUGGAGGAGUUGAAGCUGCCCGAACACAUGGACAGCAGCCAUUCCCAUUCGCUGUCUGCACCUCAUGAGUCCUUCUCUUAUGGGCUAGGCUAUACCAGCCCCUUCUCUUCUCAACAGCGUCCUCAUAGGCAUUCCAUGUAUGUGACCCGGGACAAAGUGAGAGCCAAAGGCUUGGACGGAAGCUUAAGCAUAGGGCAAGGGAUGGCGGCCAGAGCCAACAGCCUACAACUCUUAUCACCUCAGCCUGGAGAACAGCUCCCUCCAGAGAUGACUGUGGCGAGACCUUCUGUCAAAGAGUCCUCCAGAGAAGGCACCUCUUCAUUCCACACUCGUCAAAAGUCUGAGGGUGGAGCGUAUCAUGACCCACAUUCUGACGAUGGCACAGCCCCCAAAGAAAACAGACAUCUGUACAAUGAUCCUGUCCCCAGAAGAGUUGGCAGCUUUUAUAGAGUGCCUUCUCCACGACCAGACAAUUCUUUCCAUGAAAAUAAUGUGUCAACCAGAGUUUCUUCCCUACCAUCUGAAAGCAGUUCUGGAACCAAUCACUCAAAAAGACAACCAGCAUUUGAUCCAUGGAAAAGUCCCGAAAAUAUUAGUCAUUCUGAUCAACUCAAGGAAAAGGAGAAGCAAGGCUUUUUCAGGUCAAUGAAAAAGAAAAAGAAGAAAUCUCAAACAACAGAUUCCACCAACGGGGAGAAUCCAAGCAUCAAGAAAUCCCUCUUUCCUCUUUUUAAUUCAAAGAAUCAUUUAAAGCAUAGUUCUUCUUUGAAAAAGCUUCCUGUAGUCACUCCACCCAUGGUGCCCAAUUCUGACGGCCCCGACCUUCUGACAUUACAGAAAGCCAUUCACUCUGCUAGCACUUCAAGCAGCAGACCAAAGGAGUGGCGUCCUGAGAAGUUCUCAGAUCUACAGAUCCAAAGCCAGCCAUUAAAAUCACUGCGCAAGCUGUUACAUCUCUCUUCGGCCUCAAAUCAUCCGGCUUCCUCAGAUCCCCGCUUCCAGCCCUUAGCAACUCAACAAACCAAAAAUUCCUUCUCAGAAAUUCGGAUUCACCCCCUGAGCCAGGCCUCUGGUGGGAGCACCAACAUCCGGCAGGAGCCCACACCAAAGGGCAGGCCAGCCCUCCAGCUGCCAGGUCAGAUGGAUCCUGGUUGGCACGUGUCCUCUGUGACCAGGAGUGCCACAGAGGGGCCUUCCUAUUCUGAACAGCUGGGCGCCAAGAGUGGGCCAAACGGGCACCCAUAUAACAGAACAAAUCGCUCACGAAUGCCAAAUCUGAACGAUUUAAAAGAGACGGCCUUGUAAUUUGUGCUGGGGUGGGGGGAGGGGGGACGAGCCAGUUGGGAAGGGAGGGCGCGGGGUGGGCUGGGGAAUGGGCUGGGCCAGGGUGGUAAGCCAGUAUUUUCAGCUUUAUGAAGGUGUGUGCAAUAUUGUAUGUGGAGGGCCAUCUGGCUCCUCACAGCCACAAAUGCUAGUCAGGGAUCUUAGAGCCACGGGAGUUCCUUAGGGAUCGCCACUCCCCACAGGUCUUGUGUGAGAAUGGAUAGAGUGUGCCAUUGAGGAAGAAGAAAUUCUUGUCAGUUUCUCCCCCUUACAUUCCAGCUUUAGUGCAAUCUCUGUUGAACUUGGGAAAGCCAGGACAUGUCCUGGCACUGCAAGGGAUAGAAAAAUUCGUGUUGACCGAUGCCCUUACCACGUAUUUUUUUCUGCCUAGACUAAAUGUGGGGUUUGUUGUAAUCCAAGAGUAUCCCUUUGAAGGGUUAGAAGAUGAACUGUAUGUCUUAAAUUGUUUUCUAAGCUUCCAUAUUUGAUAGGAUUUGUAACAUUUAUUUAUAAUUAAUAUUGUACUGUUAUAAUUAUCAUACUUUUAUGUUCUAAUGUAAAGUUAUUUUGAGCUGUUUGGAACAUUGUGAAGCAGUGGGACAGCUACAGUAGUUUCUAUAAAAACUAAACAGUAACAUUUAUAUAUUGCAUCAGGAGUAUUUUAUUCUAUAUAUAUAAAUAUAUAUGGUAAAUAUCUGUCUGUUUUAUAAAUAUAUUCAUUUAAAGAAAGUAUCGUUAUGACACUAUCUGCCAUAUUUUUAUACAUUUGUGAUAUGAAGUGAGUAUUAUACUUCUAAUAAAGGGAGUUGAAUUGUGGCUACAUGUGACUGUAACAGUAUGAACCUUGCUCAACUUUUCGGCCCCAGCAGUAGCCUCUAGAUGUGAUCCUUGGUAGCAGAUAAUGCAGCAUCUCUUUCCAGACCCACAAGGGAAGAAGGUCAGCUAGGCCAGUGAAGAUUCCAGCAGGCCUCAUUUCCGCCCUCACACACUUGGCUCCCGUUUGUGUCCAGGAAUGUUACUUGGACGUAAGUGGGGGAACAGACAGAGGUAUUGCUCAUGGGUCUUUGUAGAGAGAAUGUGCUCUUCCACUAAGCAUUAGUGUAGAGCGUAGACCAAAGAUUCGCCAGCAAACAUUCCUUGUUGUGAGGUUGUAAGAGGCACCUGUCUGCAGAUCUUGCAAACCAGCUCUAUGCUCCUGAAUACCGUCCGCCCUCCUGGAGACUCUUGGCUCUAGCUGCGGUGUGAGAUGCGUGUGUGGCAUUUCUCCUUCUAACCGCUUUUUUCAUUAUUGCUUUUCCCGAUGUAUUUAAAAGGCUCCUGAAGCAAUUCCAGAUAUAGAGAAAAUCUCUCUAUAAAUGGAUGCUAUAUCCAUUUUUUCUUCCUGGGACUGUCCAUUUAUAACAAGGUCAUCAUGCACACCUGUAUAUACACCCUUCCCUCCAUCAGAACAGGACCUAUCUUGCUCUCAUUUGAUCACUUCAAUUCCCAAGUUACUCGCAAGUACCAUUAAGGCCUUUGGCCAGCAAGUGUUAUCCCCCUUAUCUCCAGGCCAUCCUUGACAGAAAUCACCUCAACACCAUCAUCUAUCAGUAGUAGUAGACUUUUGGAAGUAGUCUCUUAGCAAUAAGACUUUUAGAGGUCCCUCCCACCCCUCAAAGAGGUAACUUCUCAGUAUUUAUUACUCGCUCCAGGAUUAUGAGAGUGUCAGCCCUUGAAUCAAGUUAGCUCUCUUUGAAAUAUGCUGAAUUCCCGUUAACCCUCCCCCAAGAUUUUUAGAAUCCUAGCUCUGAUGAUUAUGAAGAUUAUAAAGAGAAAGGUCUUAGAAUCUCUGAAGCUUAAAAUGUGUGCAUAUUGCAUUUUUAUAUAAAUAUUAUAAUGGUGUGUAUUGAUUAUAUAUAGAGAGAGGUCAUUUUAAGGUGCUUUUUAUUUAAUUGUAGUAAGUGUAAUAGGCACUAAAAUGAAACUCAACUGGGUACUAUCAUUGAAACAAUUUGAUUCAAAUAAAUAGUUUUUGCAUGUUCUCAAGUUCCUUUUCUAUCUCCUUUCUGUCACCAGUUCAAUACUGGUUGGGUAGCUCUGAAUUCUGGCUUUCCCCAGGCAGCUGCUUGGUUAUACAUGUGAGGUAGACCCUCAGCAGUUUUUGCCUGGAUACAAUGACUCUACAAAGGUGUAUAUUUAACACUUCUUUUCGUACUAGAUCUGUACCUUGCAUCCCCCCUUGCAAACCAGAAACUACGUUUUUUCUUCUGGAAAGACUUCUCACUGUGCUGUGCGCUUAGGAACUGCGCAGUCCCGUUGCCAUACUAUGGCAUUCGAGGCGCGUCGUCACUUAGGGGCUGGUUUCCCAUGUUGUCAUCCUUGCUAACACUGGGAUCUCAGAUGUUUGCAGAACAUUUAUAUUCUCGAUGGUUCUUCAAAGAAGGGCUAGAAUAAUUGCCUUCUACCUAGAACAAACUAAACCUAUCUGAUGAAGAGUCAAUAUGUACUUUUUCGUACAUUCCCAGAUUUGAGCCAGAAAAUACCUACAAUGUUUUCAACUAGUGUUUUUGAGGUAGCUCUUUUAUCCUCUUCUCAGCUUUUGUCCUUUCCCACUUUCAUCGAUCCUUAAUAAGCUGUAAGUGAACCUACAUUCUGCAUUUCUAGCAUGUCAUUCUUUUCCUGUUUGGGGGGUGGGUGGGAGUAAAGUCUUCUUUUGGAUCUAAUGGGUCCUCUCUCAGCUUCUAACUGUUGCUUUUGCCUCUGGUUGAUGAGGAAUUACUAACUUCACAAAGAUUGCCAUCCAUAGUGGGAAGGACUUGACUUAAGUCACAAAAAUUUGCAUUUUCUUUAGGAAGGGGAAUUUAUGACAUCCAUGUUCUGUUAUCUGCCCUAACUUCCUAAAGAAUACAUAGGUUGAAUGAAGGUUUGUGAAUUACUUUGUGUUUUGGAAGUAUCACUAAUCUCCUUUUGGGAAAAAAAAAACAAACAAACUUAGCUUCUCUUUUUCUACUUUGACUUCUCUGCCAUUCUUUUUUUUCUUCUCUAAAGUUCUAAGUGAACUUGAACUGAGCCUUGUUCAGUCUUGACUGAAGUUUAGCCUCUCUCCAUAACCCAAGACUAAAAGGGAGUUCUCCGCACCAAGUGGCUCAAGUGAGCUAUCUCCAGAGCAAGUGCUUCUCAACCAGGGGCAAUUUUGCCCCCACAGGGCACACUUGGCGAUGUCUGGAGACAUUUGGGUAUCACUCCUCCGUGGGGGUUACUACUGGCAUCUAGUGAGUAGAGGCCAGAAAUACUUCUAACCAUCCUGCAGUGCACAGGACAGUCCCCCAAAUAAAGAACAAUCCAGCCUCAGCUGUCACUGGUGGUGAGGUUGAGAAACCAUGCCCAACACCAUUCCAGCCCUGUCUGUAGAGCUUGGCUCUGGCCUUGUUCUUUCCAGGCUACAGAACUGCAGGAAUGAAUCUUCUACCACAAUUCUUGAGUCCUUGGAAUCCUGUUGUUUGUUUCCAUUGUCUUGGGCCUGCUAAAAGGUGCACACUUUGGGAGGAAGCCAGAGUUACUUUAUAUGUGUUUGAGAACUUAAAUUCUAGGUUAGCAUCCUUAGAAAAUCUUUCAUAGAGCCAUGAGGCUUAUAUUUAGAAGCAAGCAACAGCCUGGCAGAUUGGCAUGAUUUUUACCAACUGCUCAAAGGCACCCAUGGCUUUUAGCUGUGUCUACCGAAAGAAAAUGUCUUUGUUUUUUAAUCAAGUUAUUUAAUAGCUCUUUACAAAUAUUAGCAUAUGACAGACCGAUUAAAAGCAAAAAAAAAAAAAAAAAAAACUCUGUAUUGGUGGUUGUGAUGUGGCUAUUAUAGAAGUAUUUGUGCUGUGUAUGCUUUGGUUAAAUCUGUUUUAAAACAUGCUUUAAGACUCACCAUAUGCAGUUGUAUACUUUAACUCUAAGCUCGGAGCUACGCUGGUCAGUCUCUAGUCACGUUGUGUAUUAUAAAGUAUGUUGUGGUUGUAGAGUUAGCCAGUUUAGCAUGUUCCUAAUCUGAAAAUUAGUGGACUACACUAGGAAAUGCUGUCCCAUUUUUCCCUUCCCAGCACCUCUUAGUUGAUAUCAUAGUAUCCUCACUUCUUAAACUAGUUUUUAGAGUAAAUAAGGAAAAAAGCCAUUUAUUUUAUUCUAGCCAUGUAUUGAGAAUGACUCAUUAAGUGUACAACUUUUUUUCAAAGGCCAGAGGAUUACUUUUCAUGUGUGUAGAAGGCUCUGUCCACUUCUGUAUCCCUGGAUCCCAGUGGUGACAGAACUCUUUUUGGCAAGGGCAAUAAGAAGCUCAUCCUGAGUCACCACUGGAGCCCAGCUGGGACUCAAAAAACCUGCAUUGUCUCUCAAGCGCCAACCUGUUUGCUGGAGAGCAUUGCUUUUCUAUCUGGAAGUUCCUUGUCUCCUGCAUUAAAGUGGGAUACUGAACUCUAUGCAGGUACAAAGAUCCACAGGCUCAUACUUGUGUGAACCAGGAUCGUGGUUUUGUUGAACCAACAAGCCAGAAAACAGUGGGCUAUUUCCUUGCCUCCUUCAGUUCCUCACUAAUAAAGUAUGUAGACAGAGAAAACUUAUUUAUGGUUUAAGAAAUAACAAUUCUGGUUUCUUUGAAAGAGACUGCAGAAAAACAGUAUCAAUGUUGAAAAUGUCCUAUCACUAAUAACCAGGACCAGAAUCUCACCAGAGGUCUUUGCAGAGAUUUAAAAGGCCAGCUUAGGGUUGGGCUGUAUCUUAGUGGUAGAGCACUUUUCUAGUAUGUGUGAGGCCCUGGAUUUGAUCCUUAGCACUCAAAAAAAUUUUUCAAAUAAAAAAUAAACAAGAGGUCAGCUUACCAGAAACAGGCAAACAAACAAACAAACCUUUAAAUGGUUAUGGUUUCUUCUUUUUGCCUCAUGAUCAGCUGAGAUAUAGAAUAUCUUGAGGUCUGGUUCAGCUGAGUAAAAAAUUCUUGAAAACCACGAGUAAGAAGCCAUGAAAGAAAAUGACCAUCUCUCAUCUGUCUGCAUCACAGAAUGGGGGAGAAGUCAGGUGUCUAGGAAACUCUGGGCCUAUUGCCCCGUGCGAUUCUUUUUUCUUUCUUUCUUUUCUUCUUCUUUUUUCUUCUUAAUUGAAUGUACUAUACAAGAUGGUAGACUUUUGUGCGAGCCAGUUACUACAGGAGUCUUCAUUUCCCACAGUGCUUCGGUAAUUCAUCAGCGUUAGGCCUGGUCCCACUCCACCUUUCUCUUCUCCAGGCACUGACCCACCUUUCUGCGUAUUUACUGUAGGCUAUUAAAUAUGGUCUUGACCUGCCUUGCAUUUUCAUUCUUCAACUGUUCACUCCCAAAUUUAAGGGAGUGUUGUCUCUUGUAUUGCCAGAAAAAAUUUGUCACAGUCUGCACGCUAGAUUUGUAGGGCCAGCAGAACUGCGGCAGUGAAACUGGUGUCACUUCCAAGGCCCUUCAUGUCCCACAAGGGUAAGCUCUUUACACCCCCUUGAUCCUUGGUCAUAUUUGAUCCUCCUUGGGAAUCUGAAAUCGGUCUCCGUGUUGUAUGCAGAAUAGAAGUUGCCUUGUUCGCUGCUCUUCCCAUGCAGAGUAUCAGGGAGAAAGAGGCCUUAUCUGUCCCUCCAUCCCCCCCUCUGUUUUGACAGACUACUGAGAAUCCCUCAGGACUUCCUUUGGUUGGGGAUUUCACUUCCCAGAAGGCUGAUGUGAUUCAUUUCAGACGUAGACAAGUUUGUCCUAAUACUCUGCUUCAGGUCUAAUCAGAGGAAACCCAGGAAUAGAAAAGGUAGAUGCCUUGACUUUUGUCCCUGUUGGGGGAUUAAAGUGUUUAUUGCCAGAGUUAUCAAAAGCUCUGGUUAAAUUCUGUACAGUUUCAUGAGAAAAAUGAUGCUUUUCCUCCUGGAGAAUGUGUAAGUUCUCCAUAAUAGCUUUGCUUUUCCAAAAUGGAAAGCAAAGCUUGCAGAAAACCCAUUUUCCCUAGGGAUCAAUAAUCGGUUUCUAGUCGCCAGUCUCGGUCCCUCUCCUUUGUUACUCUUUGGUCACCGAUUGAGUCAGGCCAGAGGGGUGAUGGAAAGAAGUGAAUUCUCACUGUAAACUUGCAUUGAUUAACAGAAACAAUGAAGCCAAACAAAAUAGUUGCCCCAGAUUCCUAUCUCCAAGAAUUGCUUUGUGCCAUUCUGAAUUCAGGUAGUUAUUCUGUAUAUACUUAGACAACUAUUCAGAGCUUCUUCAAUCUCUAAUAAGUUUGAAGGGAGUAUCUGGGAAGACACAGGGCAGGGUGAUGUUGAGACCCUGUUCAUUCUUAAAAAUAGGGAUAAGCCAGAGGGAUGUGAUAUCCAAUUUGUGGUAGAUGAAGAAUCAGUGGAAAUUCUUAAUUGCACAGACUUUAUAAUUCAUUAUAUAAAUUGUAAUUCCAUACUUUUUACUGUGGCAAGGGUGUGAUGUGGUUGUUAAAUCUUUUUAAUUUUUGAAUCCAAACUGAAUUUAAAGUGUUGAAUACUUAAAUUCCUCACAAGCUAAUUAUGAACCAUUUGUAAAGUGUUUCUAUAACUCUUUGUAUCAUGUGUUGGUACAUCUUAUCAAGUUUUUUCUGGCAUGUAUUCCAUUCUAAACUUCUGUAAAAUUUCUAUUGUUGCUGUAAAUAAUUAUACAAAUAUCUACUCCGUGGUAACCUACAUUAUCAGCAUGAAAUGGUUAAUUUUUACUGAGCACAAUGUAUUUUUGAAUGGAUCUUCCCAAAUGUCUUUAAUAAAAUGCAGAUUUUGCACUGACUGAUGUGACUGCCAGGCCGUCCCAAUCUUGAGCACUAUGGUCCUUCUUGCAUUUGAACAGCGAGCAGCUCGGUUUUAGUUCCUUCUUUGUAUAUAUAUAUAAAAAAAAUUUUUAAAAAAAGCAUUUGAAUUCAAAUGACGGAUAAUGGGCCUUUGAAGUUGUAAUCAGUUUAAGGGAGAGAAAUUAAUGUAAAGCAAGGCAAAUCCUGUUAUUUAAUGAUGUUGAUUUUUUCUUUCUUUUCUAUUUAUAAAGUUCUUUCCCCCUAUGGCAUUUUGAAAACUUUGGUUUCUUUUACACUUGAGUGUUGUCACUUGUAAUGCAUUGCUAGAAGCUCACUCGGUGGUUUGAGGAGGAUGGGAAGAGAUGCCAACCUCGUGCUCAGUGCUGUGGAGAAAGCAAAGAUGAACAGCUCCAUGAGGGUUUCUUCUUGUGGUAGAGCAGGGGUCAGCAAACUUUUAAUGUUAAGGGCCAGAUGGUAAAUAUUGGCCUUGAACAUUCUUUUGGUGUUGCCUCUACUCAUACUCAACUCUGCCCUAGUGCAAAAGCACCUAUAGGAUAUGUAAAUGAGUGCAAAAGCAGCUAUAGGAUAUGUAAAUGAAUGAGCAUGGCUGUGUUCGGAUAAAACUUUAUUUAAAAAAAAAAACAGGCCAGAGUUUAUGGACACUUU